CAGCUUCGAUAAGAUGUACAAGGCUCCGGUUGCAAAAAGUGCCUUCACCAACACCUCGAUAUUUCGACAUCUCGACAUCUCGACAUCUCGACAUCUCGACAUUUUCCAUUUCGUCAUUCCACAGAACGGGUUUAAAAGAGACACGGUAGGCGCACCCCCAGGUACCUAUCAAUUCUUCUUUUUUUUUUUAGUUUUUUGUUGUUAUUUAUUUUCUUUUCUAGCCCAGGUACACGACCCACUCUCCCAGGAGAAACCGCCGGGGCAAGUCACCGGACUGGGGUAGUCUUGCUCUUGGAGAGAUUCCUAAACCGCCCGGGCUCCCCACUUACCCCAUACUUUAUCAAAUAUAUAUAUCAAAUCAUUGCGGUGCUCACACUACGAGGAAAGAGAAUUGAAGUUAACGGAUUGGUGAAAUGACGAAGAAGCUAUCAGCAUUGGAAAAGAAGAAUAGAAAGCCGGCCUCAAGAGCAUGUGUAUUCUGCCAUUCCAAGCAUUUACAAUGUUCUAAUGAAAGACCGUGUAAAAAUUGUAUAAAGAGAAAUUUAGGCCAUGAAUGUCGAGAUGUUAUAAGAAAGAAGGCCAAAUAUUUGAAAAAAAAUGAAGGAGCCAAAGUUAAAACAGAAGAAGGAGAAGAAGAAGAAGAGGAAGAAGAAGAACGAAGUGAAGAAAAUGAAAUUAAAGAGGUUAAAGAUACUGAUUCAACUGAAUCAAUAAGUAAUUUUAAUUCAAAUUAUUUAAAUCAGGAAUAUUUAAUGUUGGGAGAUAUAUUAAUUAACUCCAAACCAUCCAGUCCAACACCAUCUAGUACCACGAUAUCACCAUCUAAUAUCUAUAUCAACCAAUUAAAUGAAUCCAGACCAUUUAUCCUGUUGGGGAAUAGUAAUCAAUUUUACCAAUUUAAACAAAAUGAAAGUAAUGACUAUAUAUCACCAUUAAUAAGUCAUCAUUUAUACCAAACGGUUCAAGAUAUAUAUUCAAAUAAUAUCAUAAAUUUUGAUUACCCACAAUCAUAUCAUCUGUUAACAAAAUUUCUCAAAACAAGAUUUAGUGGGAAUGAAUUAACAAAUCAAGAAAAAAUUAAUAAACGGAAAAAAUUACUAAUAAUUCUUCGAUUAAUUGCUAGUUAUAGACCAACGUUUAUUUCUGCUCAUAAAUCAUUAUUAAAACCAUUUGAUUUACAAUUUUUGGAAAUGUCUUUUCAAAGAUCGCUAAUUGAUUAUGAAAAUUUAUCAAAAUUAAAUAGCAGUCCAACAAUUAUUUGGAGAAGAACUGGAGAAAUUGUUUCAAUUUCAAAUGACCUCAUCAAUUUAUUAGGCUUUAAUCUAAGUCACAUCCUUUCCAAAAGAACUUUUAUCAUGGAAUUAAUGUAUGAUGAUGAAUCAAUUGUUAACUAUUUCAAAUUAUUUAAAUCGGUCGCGGUGGGGAACUUACAUCUGAGUAUCAAAACAAAUUGUAAAUUAAUAAAUUUUAAUAAUAGUGAUAAUAAAAUUUUAAAUGACUUUAUUGAAUUUUGCUCAGUUUGGACCGUUAAAAGAGACCUAUUCGAUUUACCAAUGCUAAUUGUGGGUCAAUUCUUACCUAUUUUACCGGCUGGUGAAGGUGUAAGAAUGUAUUGAAAAGUCACUCCACUUUCGCACCCUCACCUUAUUUUGCAACAAUCUCCCCAUCUUUCAUCUCUCUCCUCAAAGCGAUAUAAAUACCUGAUACCAGGUAUUUUUUAUUUAUUAUUUAUUCAUUCUCGACUAAACCCUAUUAUAUUCACUAAAUUAUCUUCACUAAAUUAUAUUCACUAAAUUAUCUUCACUAAAUUAUAUUCACUAAAUUAUAUUAAAUGACUCCAAGACAAGUUGUUCUCGCUGGUGCUACCGCUUAUGGGGUGUUUAGCUACU
This is a messenger RNA of Hyphopichia burtonii NRRL Y-1933, 1889 nucleotides long. RefSeq names its product Zcf23p (gene ZCF23). Gene Ontology annotation, cellular component: nucleus. Lineage: Eukaryota; Fungi; Ascomycota; Pichiomycetes; Serinales; Debaryomycetaceae. Gene Ontology annotation, biological process: regulation of DNA-templated transcription; cellular response to starvation. The record is from RefSeq and is a predicted model, not a curated record. Gene Ontology annotation, molecular function: RNA polymerase II transcription regulatory region sequence-specific DNA binding; zinc ion binding; DNA-binding transcription factor activity, RNA polymerase II-specific. The transcript has a single exon. The coding region runs from base 414 to 1616 and encodes 400 amino acids.